Molecule: messenger RNA, 3057 nt
Organism: Suillus bovinus
Lineage: Eukaryota; Fungi; Basidiomycota; Agaricomycetes; Boletales; Suillaceae
Exons: 15
Coding region: 1-3057 (1018 amino acids)
Biological process (GO): macroautophagy; endosomal vesicle fusion; protein targeting to vacuole
Cellular component (GO): late endosome; HOPS complex
Molecular function (GO): protein binding
Source: RefSeq, a predicted model, not a curated record
AUGGCUGGCGCUCCUAUAGAUGGUCCAGAGCUUGACCCUUGGCAGGACACCCGUCCUUCUUCUUCCGACGUCCUACCGAACGGAUCCAACCCUUCCGAGUCCGCAGACCCAGAGAAUGCAGCGCACGAGUCUGGAAGCGGCGAAGAUGAGAGCGAAAGCAGAGAGGAAGACGACGACGACGGUGACGAUGACGAUGAAGAAGUGGAGGACGACGAUGAGGAAGUGGAAGGGGAAGAAGAUGAAGGGGAGGGGGAUGAAGAGGAAGGUGAAGAUGAAUACGAAGAUGAAGAGGAGGAUGAACCGACUUUAAAAUAUGAGCGUAUGGGCGGGGCAAUUAACGACCUUCUCAAGAAAGACUCGGCUUCUGCUCUUGCGGUUUCGAAUAACCUUCUGGCACUUGGAACGCAUAAUGGUAUUGUUCACAUCGUCGAUUUAACGGGUAAACGUAUCAAGUCGUACAAACCUCAUCAAGCUUCAGUGAGUGAUGCAGAGUUUGACAGUACUGCGGACUUCGUAGCAACCGCCUCCAUCGAUGGACAGGUCGUUAUUCAAUCUCUCUUGACUCCUGAGUCAUACAUGUUCGACAUGAAGCGACCAAUUCGGACUGUAGCACUAGAACCUAAUUUUGCCAAGAAGAGUACUCGAUCGUUUGUGUGUGGAGGCAUGGCCGGGACACUGGUACUAAGAGAAAAGGGCUGGUUGGGGCAUAAGGAAACAAUUCUCCACUCUGGUGAAGGUCCAGUGUGGCAUGUACGAUGGCGGGAACGCUUAAUCGCAUGGGCGAAUGACUCGCAGGGCGUCAGGAUCUACGACACCCAGUCCCAGAUGCGUAUUACCUUCAUCGAGCGUCCAGCUGAUAGCCCCCGUGCGGACCUUUUCAAGUGCACUUUGCAUUGGCAAGAUGAUACGACUCUCCUGAUAGGAUGGGCGGACCACAUAAAGAUUGCGCGCAUUCGAGAACGACCUCCUACUGUGACCGCAUCAAGCAGCUCUAAUCAACAACCUCCUUUCAUUGUUGAGAUAACUGCCGCGUUCCAGCUUGAUUGCAUGAUCUCAGGGAUUGUAUCAAACUCACUCUCGAUGCCAAGAUCCCAGGGAUCCUCUAUGCAGGAUGACACGCUGCCAUCAUUUUUGAUAUUGGCCUAUCAAGCACCAGAUACAUAUGGCGACGAAAUGACUGAAGAUCGUUCCAGACAAGCUCGUAAAACAGCUGAGCGCCCUGAACUACGGAUAAUCUCUCACACAGGUGAAGAGCUAUCUGCCGAUGCGCUUGGUGUCACGAAUUAUCAAGCAUGGAGUUGCAACGACUAUGUAUUGGCGGAGGUCGACGGGUCGAAUUUGCCAGGGACAUCAGGAAGAUGCCAUAUCGUAAUUAGCCCCAAAGAUAUUGUCAUCGUGCGGCCCAGGGACAGGAAGGACCACAUCUUGUGGCUCGUAGAUCAUCAGCGAUAUGACGAAGCUCUUGAAGAAGCAGAGAAACUUGACGAGGGCGAAUGCUCUGCGGAUGGCGAGCAUUCUGAGAUCAGUCCUAUUGCUAUAGGAGAGCGAUAUAUCAGGCAUUUGGUGGCUGAAGGUAACUUUGGUAAGGCUGCAAGCCUUUGUCCAACGGUCUGUAGCACAGACGUCGAACGCUGGGAAAGUUGGAUAUUUGUUUUCGCACAAAGUCAGCAACUACAGACAAUUAUUCCUCAUGUCCCAACAGAGGCACCUCAACUUGACCACCUAGUCUACGAGAUGAUUCUUGCACACUUCCUUGUGCAUGAUAGGCAGUCUCUAAUGCGCACUAUCAUGGAGUGGCCGAAGUCGAUUUAUGAUGUAUCUACGGUCAUUGUUGCGGUGCAAGGGGAACUCGACCGAUCGCCGUCAUCAUCAACCACCUCGGGCAGCUUACCUGCACCAGACGCUGUCAUUCUUAUGGAAUGCUUAGCUGAGCUGUAUACUGCUAAUCGACAAUUCGGAAAAGCCCUCCCGUUUUUCCUCCGCCUCAGACGACAGAAUGUAUUCGAACUCAUCCGGGAGCAUAAUCUAUUCACCGAUGUGAAGGAUCAAGUGCUCUUGUUGAUCGAGUUUGAUCAGGAGCUCCUCGAAAGACGGAAACAGGAAGGCAUAGAAGGUGAAGCAACCUCCAGCGAAGCAAUCGCUCUACUGGUGGAUCAUAUCCAUUCUAUACCUAUUGUUCGCGUGGUUCAGCAGCUCCGUGAUCGCCCCUUCUAUCUAUUCCUUUACCUAGAUGCUUUGUUUAAAAAGGACUCCCAGCUUGGGUCUGAGUUCGCUGAUCUUCAGGUUACGCUGUUCGCGGAAUUUGCCACACAUCGCCUGAUUGAAUAUCUUCGGGCAAGCACUUCGUAUAAUCUUGAGGCGGCGUACAACGAGUGCAAGAACAGGGAUCUUGUAAAUGAGAUGGUGUUCUUACUUGGUCGCAUGGGCAACAACAAGAAGGCGUUAACGCUCAUUAUCGAGCGCCUAGGCGAUGUGCAUAUGGCCAUUGAAUUCGCUAAAGAACAAAGUGAUGACGACCUUUGGGAAGAUCUUCUCAAAUAUUCUGAAACACGUCCGACUUUCAUCCGCGGUCUCCUGGAGAAUGUCGGGGCUGAGAUUGACCCCAUCCGUCUGAUUCGUCGGAUCAAGAACGGGUUGGAAAUUCCUGGCCUUAAAGAAGCCUUGAUCAAGAUUCUUCAUGACUUCCAUCUUCAAAUCUCCCUUAUGGAGGGAUGUCAAACGAUUCUCAAUGGUGACAGCUCCGACCUUGCGAAGACGCGCUCAAAGGGCCAGAACAGUGGAUUCUUCAUGAAAGCAAGAACGAUCUGUGUGCUAUGUACGCAACCCCUACAACGAUCACCGCAAGACCUUCUUUUGCUAUUCUUAUGUCAUCACGUAGUUCAUGCCAGCUGCGUAGAUGGCAUGACAGACAUCUACAACCACGAGGAGCCCAGUGAAGGCAUAACUGUGCUCGCCAGUGGAGUAAGCGCAAAGAUUGCUUUUGCUUCUGUAAUACGGGCUAGAAUACAUCAGGGUUGUCCUGUUUGUCACCGAAAGAGCGAAGGAAAUCUAUUAUAA